UGGAAACCCCCCAAUUUCGCUUCAUUCCCAACUUGCAGAACCGACCGAGUCCGUCCCCGCCGGUUUGCGUCCCGAUGGAUUAUGACGAUUGUGCCGAACUAUAACCAUGCCGUUCCUGCGACGACGCGGCAAUAUGGCCAGCGAGAGCGACAUGCGGCGCCAUUCGCUCUUUGACGCUCUCGCUGCGCCCGCCCCAAAGCAGCCGCCCUUCAGCUCGGGGUCCACCACCGAGCUGCCUGCUCUGGCUUCGGUAGCAGAGAACUCGUCGCCUUCGGGCAUCUCGCCUCCUUUGGGCGACCUGCCUCGAGAUAGCAUCUCCGUAGACUCUACCCACGGCAAUCCCUCGAUAGUCGAGCCCUCAGAUGGGCCCGCGUCCCUGACCGGCUCGGAUUACUCCCAGAAGCACCGGCGCUUCUCGAUGCUGAGGUUUCGUAACGCCUCGGAUUCCCAGCUGGCUGCGAAGGCGAAGCUCCAUGCAGCUACAGAAAAGCCCCCGCCAGUACCUCGCCCCCCAACAAUCAUCACCACCGCCCCAACCUUCUCGAACCCCGCCCCCCCCAGAAAGAAGUCGUCUCGAAUGAACUUUGGACGACUAGGCAGGUCGGCUGAAAUACCCAGGACGGAGGAGGGCAACGAACCGAGCAACUCGAAUCCAGGCCGUGGGCGUGUCCACAUGGUUCCUGAACAUGGUGUAUCGUUCGACGAAAGCAAUCGUCCCUCGUCGUCGUCGCACGCCCCUGGGUCUCCUCCAUACGGUGAUGAUCAUCCCGCGGCAUCGGCACCGGGCCCCAAUAGGCUGUCCGAGUCCUCGCGAUCGGAUGCUAGCUUGGGGGAUAGAGCCCAUGGGAGCACCGCCGCAACCACCCACACAGCUCACGCAACAACCACGUUCUUUAGGCUUCCGCGCAGAAAGCCAAAGCAACCUACGCCGUUGUUCCCGAUCGCUCACCUUCAAAAGACCAAGCCGCCGCCCGCGGAAAACUCGAAUGUCUCUAAUUCGUCCUCCGCUGCAUCGAUACCCGCCUCUGCGGACCGCCCCAGCUCCGAUGCGUCACGGGACAGUCAGUCCACCCCGAUACCGUCAAGGACGCCGUCAAGAAACGGUGUAACAACUCCACCUCCCGAGAAGCAAGGCACUACAACAUUGGGUAGGCCCGCGUCCCCGGCCACCGCCCUUUUCCGGCCCAGUUCUAGACAGUCUGGGCAGUCCUCGCCGAGCAGGAGCCAUAUAAAUAGGAGGGGUAGGUCCUCGACCAUGAGCUCUAUGGGAAGGAAUUCCCCCCGAGAUUCCGUCGAUGACCACCUGGCACCGCCGACCACGAGAACCUCGAUAUCAACAGGUCGAAAGAGCUUCACCGACCUUCUCGGUCUCAGCCGGCUACGGCACAACACGGACAUGAUGCCGUCCCGCCAAGGGACAAUAACCCCUGUGACGCCGGGCUCCAGCACCUCCAAAAACAACUCCCUUCAAAUCCCCCGUGGGUCCGUCAGCCUCCCAGAGCGCCGGGAUGAUGACACGCCCGCGAAGUACCUCGAGCGACUUGUAGGAGUCGUCAAUCGGAGUGUGGUGGCUGCGGCUCUUUCCAAGAGCGCCGACCCGUUUUUCCAGUCCGUUCUCCGGAGCUAUAUGCGCAGUUUUCGGUUCUUUGGCGACCCGAUGGACAUGGCACUAAGAAAGCUUCUGAUGGAAGCGGAACUGCCGAAAGAGACGCAGCAAAUCGAUCGCUUCUUGCAGGCGUUUGCGAACCGAUAUCACGAGUGCAACCCUGGGAUAUACUCGUCCCCGGACCAAGCGUACUUUAUUGCUUUCUCUCUUCUCAUCCUCCACACUGACGUGUUCAACAAGAACAACAAGCACAAAAUGCAGAAGUCGGACUAUCUGAAAAACACUCGUGGAGAAGGCAUAUUCGAGGAAAUCCUCGAAGUCUUCUACGACAACAUAACCUACACCCCUUUCAUCCAUGUCGAGGACGAUCCGGAUGUCAACGGUGACCGAAACGUCGCGCAGAAGGUCCGCAAGAAGUCGAAAUUCCCCCAUGGCGCCCCGGAUCCCGCAAAGAGAGUCGCCAAGGAGCCGGUCGACCCGUAUACGCUCAUUAUCGACAACAAAUUGGACCUGCUCAGGCCCAACCUGAAGGAUGUGAUGCAGCUGGAUGACCCGUACGGCUAUCUCGGGACUGCCAAGUCGCUCAACAUGAAGGAACUCCAGCGGACCUUUUUCAAAACGGGUGUUUUGCAGAUAGUCUCGGCGAGAUCCCGCCCCGAUGCGUUCAUGACGGAGAAGACAGCCACGAACCCGGAUGCGGCCCAUCCUGGCAUUGUGGACAUCAAAAUCACCAAGGUCGGCUUGCUGUGGCGGAAGGACGCCAAAAAGAAGAAGACGAGGUCACCAUGGCAGGAAUGGGGUGCCAUACUCACUGGUGCUCAGCUGUACUUCUUCCGCAACACCAACUGGGUCAAACAGUUGAUGCACCAGCAGAAAGAUCACCUUAAGAAGGGACAUGACGGCGACCCGUGCAUUUUCAAGCCCCCGUUGGAACAAUUCAAGCCCGAUGCUUUGAUGUCCACCGACGGCGCCGUCGCCUUGCAGGAUUCGAGCUACAACAAGCACAAACACGCAUUUGUGUACGUCAGACACGGCGGAUUCGAGGAGGUCUUUUUGGCAGAGGACGAAGACGAGAUGAACGAUUGGCUCGCCAAGCUCAAUUACGCCGCCGCCUUCAGGACUUCGGGGGUCCGGAUGCGCGGCGUCAUAGGGGGCAACUACGACGGGCAGAGCCGGCGUGCAAUCCGGGGUUCGAGCAGCGGCAAUGUCCAAGUGAUUCAGACCCCGUCGGGCGUCGUGACGGUCACCCGUAGUCGGAUUGACCACCAACUGGCUCAAGACAUCUUGGCUGCCCGGCGGGACUUCAUGCGCCGAAAGAUUCAGGACGCUAACGAGAAGCUGAAGGAGGCCGAGGCAACGCUCGAAUCCCAACUCCGCAACGCGAGGCAUCUCCAGAUUCUCGCGCCGAUAUCGCCAAAGACCCGGGAGAAUAUGCUGCUCUCGGCGGCGCGGAUGGCGGCUCAGCUCAAGUGGACACGGAUGGAGAUAUGGAAGCUGAAGUGCCAUCGCGACGUUCUGCAACUGGAUAUGGAGGAAGAGCGCCAACUUCUCGGCCUUCCCCCGGACACUGGCACCGACACUGUGGCCAGGCCUCUCACCAGGGAGGAGUGCAAGACCUGCCAGAUGUCGCCCUGCCAAUGCCAACGGCGUCCGCGGUCCCCAGAACGCGCCUCCCUUACUAGAUCCUCCACCGUCGCCACGACGUCGGAUGCUGAGUCUUCUCAAGAGGCGGAGCUCUUCCAAACACCACCCACUAGUGCGACAGUCAGCCAGGAGGAUUCGUGGAGCUCGAGCGGGGCGGCCGAUCACCAUGGCCCUAGAAAGGCGUCGGUCUCCACAGCAGUUGGGCCCGAGACGUCCGUUUCGGGGACGCCAACAACGGGAGAUGAUGCCGGCCCGUCCGCCGCAUCUCCUGAAAAGCGCGAAUACGAGCAUCCAGAUGACGUAGAUGCGGACGAGCGGGACCUCCUGGAACAAGCAGGGCUGCUCGAACCGGAGAUAUCACGUACCUCGGACCACAAACCCAGCAACGGCGGCGCGGACGGCGAGGAGACUCCUGAGCGGCGCGAGCGCUCCUCGAGCGGCACCCCAGCGGACCGGGGUGAAAGAAGCAAAAUCCGCCGCAGUCUCCAGCGCACGCUGAGGGAGAGCGCCGGUCACAUCUCGCAUCACCGGCACCGCAGAGCCAAGGACUCGACAUCAAAUGCCACGCUAUCUGAUGAUGCAAACCGUGAAUCUUCCGACGUCCUACCGCGCGGAACCGGGCCGUUUGUGGUUCACGGCAAGAAGGCGUCGGUGAUAACGUUCGGCAACGAGCUCCAAAUGCAGAGCCUGGCGGCCGACGAGCGUAUCCGCCAGCGCCUACAUCGGGAUGAUUCAUCGAGCAGUCGCACGGGUCCUGUGGAGAGCACCGACUUUCAGUCAAUUCUGUCCUCGCGUUCCAAUCAAGAGCGCGAUCACCGCAGGUCAGCUGCCAGCGCGAGCGCUGCCACGGCGAAGAGUUUCAGGGAUUUACAUAGGAGAUUCUCGUCUGCCCAAGCCGCCAGCAGAGGCACCACGGGCGGCAACCUCGCCUUGCCGUCGGACGAGGACAGUGAUGCGGCCAUCAGCUUCUCUGACGGGAGUCGCACUCCGUUGCCUCCCAUUGACGGCGAGGAGGAACAAGAACGGGGACGGCAACUCAGGGAUGGUGAACUAGAUGGCGUUGAGGACCCCGAACCCAGCUCACCGCCCAGUCGCGAGGGUCGCAACACGGUGUUCUUCACUCCCGAGCCGCCUUCGUCGCCGGUUACCGAGACCUCGAAAGAGGCGGAGGAGGAGGAGAAAGAGAUCGCCGAGGGCGGCGAUCGGCUACCGAGUCCACCGUUGCAGGCAGUCAGUGCCUGAAAAACCGCUUCCGUCAAGCACCAUAACCUGUCUGCCCUGAUAAACAGUCCUCCAAACGGCAGGACGGACGGCAAAGACAGCACCAGCAGCUCACACUCACACGCACGUACAAACACACACGCGCGCGCGCACGCACAUUUUUUUUUUUUUUUUUUUAUUC
Thermothelomyces thermophilus ATCC 42464 is the source of this 4652-nucleotide messenger RNA. RefSeq lists its product as uncharacterized. NCBI's taxonomy places the organism in Eukaryota, Fungi, Ascomycota, Sordariomycetes, Sordariales, Chaetomiaceae. Gene Ontology annotation, biological process: regulation of ARF protein signal transduction. The record is from RefSeq and is a predicted model, not a curated record. Gene Ontology annotation, molecular function: guanyl-nucleotide exchange factor activity. The transcript has 2 exons. Bases 134 to 4492 code for a protein of 1452 amino acids.